AUUUAUUAGUAAUACUUUUGGAAGACUUGUAUUGGUCAGUAUCAGUAACAAACAGCUCGGGAUAUCCGAUUCUGGUGAUGUUUGGAGUUCUCUGCGGCCGUCCCAGACUUUGGCAGCUCUUACCCUACGCUCACGGCACGGCGGCGGCGCCUUUCGACCGCCUCCUGCGGAAUCCCCUGCACACGUUGGCAGCUGCUGCCGACGGAAGAGACUUCUUCUCGCGAUUUCCCCCGGUGAGGAGCGACGGCGCCGCCUCCGUCUGGCACACCAUUCUGCCGUCGUACUGGCGGCGCAAGCGGCCGGCGGUGUUCGGCCGCCACGAGAGCGAUGCGGUGAAGCACGGCGAAGGCUCGUGGAAUGUCGCGUGGGACGCGCGGCCGGCGCGGUGGCUCCAUCGCCCGGACUCCGCCUGGCUCCUCUUCGGCGUCUCCGCCGGAGCGCUGCAGGUCGAUACCGAUACCGAUAUCGAUUUGGAUUCCGAUUCAGAGGUUUUGGUGGCGAGAGAUGAAUCUAAAACCGAUAACUAUCGAGUCACUGGAGUGAAGGCGGAUGGGAGAUGCUUGUUUCGAGCGAUUGCGCACAUGGCAUGUUUGAGGAAAGGCGAAGAAGCUCCGGAUGAAGUUCGUCAGAAAGAUCUCGCUGAUGAAUUAAGAGCUCAAGUGGUUGAAGAGCUCUUGAAGAGGCGAAAAGAAGUAGAAUGGUUUAUUGAUGAAGAGUUUGAUAUGUAUGUGAAAAGAAUUGAACAACCUUAUAUUUGGGGUGGAGAACCUGAAUUGCUUAUGUGUUCACAUGUGUUGAGGUCUCCAAUUCGAGUCUUUAUGAAAGACAAAGGUUCAAAAAAUUUAAUAAAGGUAGCUAACUAUGGUGAUGAGUACAGAAAGGAGAAGGAAAAUUUCAUUAACGUUUUAUUCUAUGGAUAUGGACAUUAUGACGUGCUAGAAGUAAUAUUGGAGGUAAAAAAAUAAUGUUUUGUGGCAUAGACAAAAAUCAUACACUUAUUAUGAGAAAAAUAUUUGGAUUGGCCUUGAACCUUAAAAUUGAUUAUUGAUGGUUUGAGCUGGAA
Salvia miltiorrhiza (redroot sage) is the source of this 1063-nucleotide messenger RNA. RefSeq lists its product as uncharacterized. Gene Ontology annotation, cellular component: nucleus; cytosol. The transcript is spliced from 5 exons. Lineage: Eukaryota; Viridiplantae; Streptophyta; Magnoliopsida; Lamiales; Lamiaceae. Gene Ontology annotation, molecular function: cysteine-type deubiquitinase activity. The record is from RefSeq and is a predicted model, not a curated record. Gene Ontology annotation, biological process: protein deubiquitination; endoplasmic reticulum unfolded protein response. The coding region runs from base 78 to 965 and encodes 295 amino acids.